CUCGCCUCGCGCCGAUGGCGCCGCUCUGGGCGGUGGCGUCCCUGCUUCCUUUCUCGUCGCCCGCCGCUUCCUCCCUCCGUUCCCUUUCGCUUCCGGGGUCAGCGCUGCCGCGGCCGCUGCUCGGUAACAAGCCCUGUCCCGGGGUCCGGCCGGGAGAGCCGGCAGCCGCGCCCCGCGCAGGCCGCGCCGCCCCGCCGCCCCCAUGGCCAGCAACCCCCAGCCGCAGCCCCCGCCGCCGCCGCCCCCGCCGCCGCCCCCUCAGCAGCCGCCGCCGCUGCCGGGGGCCGGGGCCGCCGCGGGGGCCGGCGCGGCCGAGCCCGAGCUGGUCUCCAUGAUCGUCAGCCACCUCAAGAGCCAGGGGCUCUUCGACCAGUUCCGCCGCGACUGCCUGGCCGACGUGGACACCAAGCCUGCCUACCAGAAUUUGAGACAGCGCGUUGACAACUUUGUUUCCAAUCAUUUGGCAACUCAUACCUGGAGUCCUCAUCUCAACAAGAACCAGCUGAGAAAUAACAUUAGGCAGCAGGUUCUCAAGUCUGGAAUGUUGGAAUCUGGAAUUGACAGAAUUAUUUCUCAGGUUGUGGACCCAAAGAUCAACCACACAUUCAGACCUCAGGUGGAAAAAGCUGUCCAUGAAUUUUUAGCCACAUUGAAUCACAAAGAGGAGGCAGGCCCCAGUACAGCUCCAAGUGAGGAGAAAACAGAUGCUUCUGUUACAGUACAAGGUGUCUCUGCUACAGCUCCUAGUGGCAACGUAGCUAGUGAUGCAAUGUCCAUUUUGGAAACAAUAAGUUCUCUUAACCAAGAAGCAAGUGCUGCCAGGGCUUCAACAGAGAACUCAAAUCCCAAGAACAAUGACAAAGUUGCAAAAAGACUCUCAUCUCAGCAGAGUAUGGAUGGUAGCACUGAUAGAGAGAGAAAUGCGGAGGACUUGCCAGACAGAGAGAAAGCAAUUUGUGAUCUUUCUGGAGAAGGGGCUGAAAACUUUGCAAAGUGUGAAGAUUUAAAUGAGCUUCCCUGCCAAAGUGAAGAAAUAAAAAAUUCAGCAAAGGACACUAAUAAUUUGACUUUUGCAAGUAAAGAUACAAGUAAAGAAAUUCAACAGGAAAGUGAAGAUCAAAAGAGUAAAUUAUUAGAUAAAUGUGACAAGAAACCAGACAGCAGUGAAAAAGGUGAAAGAAGAAAAGAAAAGAAGGAAAAACUUGACAAGAAGUCUGACCAUUCAAAGAAAAGUGAUGAUACUACGAAGUCAAAAGAAGAAAAGCAAGCAAGAGAAUCUGAACCAGUGAAACAGUUAGUUCCAGAAAAAAAUAGCAAUAAACAUAAAACAACUGAAAGCGCUAAAGAAACUAAAGAAGAAAAUACGUCAGUAGAUUCAGAUAUGGAUGCACUCAGUGACAUCACUGUGAGCUCUGUCCAUACCAGUGACCUUUCUUCCUUUGAAGAGGAGAGUGAAGAGGAGACUGUAAUUUCUGACAGUACUGAAGAGGGGGAGAUCACAUCAGAUGAUGAAGAGGAGAAAAACAGUCAGAGUAAGACAAAGCCUCAUGCUAAUGAGCUGAGUGAUGGGAAAGCCAAGCCUGUUCGUCAUGCUUAUGUUCGCAAGCCUUUCUUGUACUCCAAAUACUUCAGUGAUUCUGAUGAUGAACGAACUGUAGAACAACGCCGUCAGUCCAUUGCCAAAGAAAAAGAAGAGAGACUCCUAAGAAGACAAAUUAACAGAGAGAGACUUGAAGAAAAACGUAAACAGAAGGCUGCAGAAAAAACAAAAUCCCUAAAAACUGGAAAUCAAAAUGCCAAAGGAAAAAGUGGCUUGAACUUAGAAGAACCUUCAUCAAGAAGUCUUGAGUCAAAAGCUACUGGUACCAGCAUUAAGGAUGUGCUUAAAGAACAGAAAUUUUUAGAAAAAAAAGUAGCCUUGAGCAGAAAAAGAAAAAGAGAUUCAAGGCAUGCUGAAGAUGGCUGCAAGAAGAAAUAUGAGCCAUCUGAAGAAGAUUCUAAAGAAAUGCAAAAGACAAAUGAGACUUGUGAAAAAAAUUCUUCCAAAGAAUUGAAGCAUAAUCAUGGGAAAAGUGAAAUCUCUAAACAGCUUAGAAGACUUUCAGAAUCGGUGCAUUCAACUGAGGAAGGCAAAAGUGAUUCUAAAGUAGAAAAAGAACAUAAAAGAAAAACCUCCAGCUCUCUUCAGGCUGAAGGAGCCCAGCAGGACAGUGAAACAAGGGAUUCAAAAAGACAACUAGAUAGAGCAGAAGUCAAUACUGAAGAACUACAGAAGCAGAAAUCCAUAUUUAAAAAUGAAAAACACCCCAAAAAAGAUAGUGACACAGAAAUUCAACAUAUGAGAAAUGCUGCCAAAAAAGAAGCUAAGUCUUACAGAGAUAAAAAUGAAAAGGAAAGAACUGCUUUAGAAGAUAAACUUUCUUUAAAGCACAAAUAUAAAGGAGAUGGUGUUCACAAAUCAAGUGAAGAUGUUGAACUCCAUUCAUCUGAGAGAAGUUUGAAAGGAGAGGAUGGUGGUCAGAAACAUACUCAACAAAUAAAGGUUUCCUCAGAUGACAAAUCUGAAAGAAAAAGUAAACACAGAAGUGAACGGAAAAUAUCGGUAACAGGAAAAGAUGGAAAAAAUAUUUCUGAAUCAACCUUAAAAGCUGAAGAACUGCUGCGUAAGGAAAAUAAAAAAGACAGACAUCUCUCAACAGAAAAAUCAAGAGCAGAAUACAAGUCCAAAAGGUCCCUGAGUGAUUCUAGGCCACAGAAGGAUUCCCUAAGUGCCUCAAAGCAACUUGCUUCUGCAUCACACAGAAGGAGCGAAAGCUACUCUGAAGAUAAACAUGAAAUAGAAUCAACUAACUCUGAUUGUAAUUUGAAACAAGAAGAUGGUGUUCAUAAAGAUAGACGAAGAUCUAAGAGCCUUGUAGAAGACAAGAUUUUGUUAAAGUCUAAGUCAAAGAGUCAUAGUAAACAAUUCAAAGCAUCUGAAACAGAAUUACAGGAGAAUUUAACAAAACAAGAGACUGGUCAGAAACUAGACAAAGAUAAGAGCGUGGAAGAGAAUGAUUCAGAUAAGCAACACAAAUCCAAGAAUGAAGACAAAGUUUUUGAGGAGAGUGGUGUUGAGUUUGAGCUUGUAAGUGGCACACAAUCAACUCAGGGAUCACAAAAAGACUUUAGUCACAGGGUUAAGUUACAUUCUGGAGAAAGGGGAUCUGUAAAAGAGAAAUCUAGAGGUGAUAAAGAUUUAAGCAAUUCCAAACUAGAAAGAAGGUUCUCUGUUGAAGGUCACAAAAGCAGAAAUUUAAAGCACAGCAACAAGGAAAUAAAGAAGAAGGAAGAGAGUAUCAAGUUGGAAGAUAAAGAUACUAAAGAAAUGGAUAGUGGGCAUGAAAAAGUAUUGAGCAUCACAGUGGCAAUGGAUAAAAAACAAAGUAAGAAGAUAUCCUGUGAAAAUAGAAAAGGCAGUAUAUCAAACCAAGAUUUACUUGGAGAGGAAAAGCAAUCAGCUAGCACAACUGAAAGCAGCCAUGCUCCAGCCCCUCAAAAGUCAAGUAUGAAUAAUGAUGACUUGCAUUCUGGUCAUGAGGAAGAGCUGAUGGAACUUGAUUUGAAACAAACAAAAGUACAAGAAGCAUCUAACAUUGAAGGAAAAAACAUUCAAAACUCACUCCAAGCCACAGAUGCCGAGUAUGCAGCAAAAGAAAAACAAUCUCUCUCUAUUUCAAAUAAGGAAUUAAAACACAGCUUGGCAGAUCCUGAAGCUUGUGAAUCGCAGUUUCUGCCUGCAGCUGAAAAAACUGUUAAACAAGAAGAUAUCCCUCAUAAAGAAGUUGGUGCCUUAGACACUUUGUCCAAACAAGCUUCCAUGGAUCAAGGACCCAAUAAACAAGGGGCUUAUAAAAUGAAGGUUGUGUAUGAAACAAGUGGUAGAAUCUUACUGAAUGUUCCCAGUAAGGAUCAAGCUUCAGAAGAUAGCAGAAGACCAAAGAAUUUAAAAACUGUGAUAAAUUCUAAUUCAGAUGAUGUUCCUUUAGCAAUUAAUUCUUCCAGAGAAGAUGCUGCUGAUGCAAAGUCCAUGGAUAUGGCUAUCUCGGAUUUUACAGAUUCCUUGGGUAGUGACUGCCACAUUUUGAAGAAUGAUGCAGCACAGGUUGUAUACAUGGAACAGCAAGAUAGUGCAGUCCUGAGUUCUGUCAUGAAAGAUGAUGGUGACAACACCACUAUGACAGACAGUAUAGAAAAAGAUAAUGAGGUGCCCCAGCCUGAUGAACAGACAAUGGAAGACAGUACAGCUGGGUUACCUAGUCAAGAAGAUUAUGAUGAAGCAGCAAAGUUAGAAAGCACUCGGGGAAGUGAGCUGAAAAUAAAAGAGGAAAACUUGAUGACUGACAUAACACAAGAUUGUGGAGAUGUAAGAACAAAAGAACUCCUAAAAAGAAAAGAGAGAGAGUGCUUGAAUACAUAUCCUUCCACAAAGGGAGAAAGAAGCACAAUGAUGGAUAGUGUGGAAAAGAACGAGGUGCAUGAUACUGAUGAUAUGAUACAAUCUUCCUCUGUGUUAGUGCCUGAAAGAGUUCCUGAGGAAACAGCCAAAGGCUCUGUUAUAGCCAGUGGGCAAGAAGGGAAUAGUGUGAUUGGCAUGGAAGAUAAAAUCGAAAGCAAUGCAGUAGGUACUAGUGCAGGAAGUAGUAAACUUAGUUUGUACAGCAGCCUACAAACAACUCCGGCCACUGUGAUAGGAACUAGCACGGAAAAGAUCAUUGAGAGCACUGUAAUGGCCACUAGUACAGGAGAAGAAAAUGCUGAGGGUACAUCACAUUCUGAAAAGGACAGUGAUGCUACAACCACUUGCUCAGAAGAAGAAAGUGAGGUGACGGUAAUCUGCACAAGCAUAGAAGCUGAUGAAGGUUUCACAACAGGCAUAUGGGUAAAAAGUAGUGAGGGUGGCAGUUUCGUCACAGGAGCAGAUAUUGGUGAGUGUACUGUUGCAGCAGCUGAAGAAGGUGGUGGCAGUGUUGUCACUGAAGGAUUAGCAGAAAGUGAAAGUUUCCUAACAAGUACAGAAGGAGAAGAAAAUGGUGAUUGUACCAUGGUUGAUGCAGAAGAAAGUGGUAAGGAUUCAGUCAAUGCAAGUGGAGUAGAAAUUGAAGACAGCGUGAAUAGUGCUGGAGCAGAAGAAAAAGAUGAUGCUGUGACUAGUGCAGGCUCUGAAGAAAAGCGAAAGACCUCAACUUGUGUAGAUACAGGCAAAUUUGAAAGUUCUGUAUCCUGCUUAGGUGAAGUGGAGAGCGAUGGAGCUGUAACUAGUGCAGGGACAGAAACAGGUGAAGGGUCGACAAGCGGUGACAGUUCAGGUGAAUUUAGGGGCGGUGUGAGAGCUGGCCAAGUAAAAGAACACGAAGGUACUGUGACUUGCACAGGUGCAGAAGAAAGAGGUCAUAACUUCAUCAUCUGCUCAGUGACUGGUACAGAUGCCCACGGAGAAAGCACUGUAACUGGUGCGUGUAUUGCAAUGGCCACAAACAACAGUGCCACAACUGGAACUAGUGGUGACAAAUCUGAGGAUACUGUAAAUGGUGAAAGCGCAGUGACCAGCACAGGCAUAACUCCAGAAGAUGAUGCUGAAAUUUCAGUAGUCUGCACAGGGCUAGAAGACAGCAACGAGGGGUUUGCAGUUUGUUUAGAAGCUGAAAAAUGUGAAAGUUUAAUGGACAGUACAAGGGCAAAAGAAGAAGCCAAUAUCACUACGGUCAGUGUAGGUCCAUGUGAUGAUGAAGGUUUUGUGACUAGUACAGGCUCCAAAGAGGAGGAUGAAGAAGGUGAGGGCAUUGUGACCAGUACAGGAAGAGGAAAUGAAGAAAAUGAGCAUGCUUCUACUUGUACAGGAAUGGAAAGUGAAAAUGCACUAAUUUGUAUAGGUACAGAAGAAGGUGAAAGUUCCAUUAUCUGCAUAGUUGCUGAACAAAUGGAAGCUGAGUCAGGAGUGGCUGGCACAAAUAUAAAUAAGCUUACUGUUGACAGCAUGACGAGUGCAGAGAAAGAAGCUAAUUGUGGCACAAACUGCAAAAAUGACAAAGGGAUUGUUGAAAGCAGUGUAACCAGUGCAAGCGCUGCAGAUGAGGGUGCCUUGACUGCGCAUAUAGGAACACAUGAAGGUACCUUGAUUCCCUUAGAUGCUGAGGAAUGUGAGGGUCCCAUGACUAGUGCUAUGGCAGUGCAAGAGAAGAGUCCGUCUGGUGCUGAAGAUGAACAUGAGAAUGCCAUGACUUCCUUUGACAGCAGAGAACUUGAUGCGUCUAUAAGUAGUGCAGUUCCAAAGGAAGAUGAGAGUUCUCUUAUUCCUGCUGACAGAGAAGAAAAAGUAAAAGGUGAUAUCAUCUCUACCAGUACAGUGGAAGAAAGUGAUGCUCCCUUACAUUCAGCCAUGGAUGCUGAGGAAGGUCCACUUGCUGUUGCAAGAGCAAAUGAAAGUGGGGAAAGCUCUAUGAUCUUAACAGACACUGAAGACACGGAGGUGCCUAUGCCCAGUACAGCUACAGAGUUUAAAGAGUGUGUGCAUACUUUUAGCAGUAAGCAGGAGAAAGAUGAGUGCACUAUGAUUUCCACCAGUAUUGUGGAAGAAUUUGAGGCUCCUAUGUCAAGUGCAGCUAUUGAAUAUGAUGGUCAGCUCCCCUCUGUGAAAACAGAAGAAAUAAAUGAGAAUGCUAUGGUUUCUAUAGAUAUGGGAAUAUAUGAGGUUCCCAUGCCUAGUGAAUCCAGUGCAGGAGGAGAUGAUGAUGAUGGAAGUCACCCAACUGCUAGCAAUAAGGAAGAAAAAGAUGAGUGUGCUAUGAUUUCCACAAGUGUUGUGGAAGAACAAGUAAUCCUAAUGUCUGGUGACGUCACAGAAGAGGCGAUUCAACAUAUAUCAGACACGGAGUCAAAAAAUGAGACGGUAAUGAUCUCUACAAGUACAGCAGAAUGUUUUGAAGCUCCUGUAUCUAGUGUAGCUAUGCAAGACGAAAACAAACUCACUGCUUCAGAAACAGAAGGAAGAUAUGAAGCUGCUGUGAUCACUACAAGCAUGACAGAAGAAUGUGAGAUAGUCCUGAUCAGUGCAGCACCACAAGCUGAAAGUCAGCUCAUUGUAGCAGAAGGAGAUGAAGAUGCCAUUAUCUCUCCAAAUGCAUCAGAGGAAUGUAAGAUUGUGGAGACCACUGCAACUGUAGAUGAACAGUUUGGACUAGCUGCUUUCAAUGCAGAUGCAAAAAGCAAAGGUUCUGUGAUUUUUGUGGGAGAAUGUGGAGCUCCUGUGCUGAGGGUUGCCACCAAUGCUGAAGAUCAACACGCUGCUUCAAGUAUAGGAGAUAAGGAGGAGGGGGCAGUGAUCACUCUGAGCACAAUGGAAGAAUGUGAUAGUCUCUUCACCUUUACUGUCAUAGAUGAAAGUCAACUUGCUGCUGAAAGUACAGAAGUAAAAGACAAAAGUGAGGAAAUCUUUAAUACUGCUAACCAGAUUGAAUGCAUCCUAUCGACUACAGACCCAGAAAAAAGCAGUAAUCCUUUGCUUCUCAUUGGUAGAGAGAACGAGACCCAUGAGAGUGGUGUGAGGGGAGAAUCAGCAGCAUCUCAGACCACAGUAGACAGUGAAAUUACAGAAACAGAUGAAAAUUCAGUGAACCUCAUGAGUGUAGAUGAAGCCCUUUGCGUGGAGAUCAGUACAGAGACUGCUGUGAGUCCAAGUCCUUCCUCAGAGGCAAGUGAGGAUGAUGAGCAAGCUGAAGAUGUUUUGCAUGAGGAUGUUACUUCAGAACUCUCUUGCAUGAUUUCAGAAGCAGCGAUAGAGAGUGAGACUCUAAGGAACGUGAACUAUAAAUUUAACUCAAACUUGCUUUUAGAAAGUGACUUUUCUGAAAUAAGGACUCCCCUGCCUAGGGCACAGGCUCUUUCCUUAGCUUCUGCAAAUGAAGUGACUGUAAAUACCAACCAUGGUGAAGUGACAAUAGAAGCAGAAUUAGGGGAAAAAAGUGACUUCUCUUUGUUGCAUGUAGAGGAGCUAUAUGGCAGUGAUGACAAAACGAACUCAGUCAAAAUAGAUGAUAUUGGAAUUGAAGUUACUUUUCAAAAAAGUAACGCAACCUUUAAUUCAGGCAAUAAUGCAGCUUUACCAAAGUUGGCAGAAGAACUGGAAUUUGAAAGUAACUUGAGAACUGACAAGCCACAACAGCCUGAAAGUCCAAGAAGUGAAGAGGGAUAUGUGGAUCUUCAUACUAAAGAGUUUCAAAAAGAUUUGCUGCAGAGGAAUAUUGCUUUGGAAAGAGAAACUUUUCAUGUGGAAAACUUGGAUACCCAGAUAACUGAAGAACAUAGAUCUAGAGGAAUACAGUGUAAAUCUUCAGGAGCAAUGGAUAAAGAAAAAUGCAACCAGCUGAUUGCUCAGGAUGUGAGGAAAGAUAAUGAACAAAGUCAAUGUUCCAAAACAAAACCUGAUAACAUCAAGGAAGUUAUUUCAGGUGAUACAGCAGAAGUGUCCAAAGAAAUUGAUGUAAAGCAUACACCUCCUAAAAGUACUAUGGAAGAAAAAGAUGAAUUUACCAUAGAACAGGAAAUGUCUGAAAAGGAAAAGCACGGUCUAGAAUCAAAUGAAAAUUCUCCAGAGGAAAAUCAGCCUGUGAUAGUGAAACGGAAAAGGGGAAGGCCUCGUAAAUACCCUCUUGAAGCUGUACAGCCUGGUGGUGGGGAGUCAAAAGCUGAUAUGAGCACUGGGAAUCUGCAGUUUCCUAUCUUUGCGAGUAGAGGAAAAACACCUCAAACAGGUACAGACAUACCUAAUAAGAAAGAAACAACAAAUGAAGAUGAAGCUGAGAAAGCAGAAAUAAUUGUGCGUAAAAGGGGAAGAAAGCCCAGGCGUUCUCUGGUUCAAUCAGAGGAAACUGAAACACUGGAGCCAGAAAGAAAACGUCGGAAAUUAACGUCUUCUGAAGACGAACUAAAAGAGCAGGAGGAUGGUGAGGAAGAAGAUGGUGAGGAAGAUGAUGAAGCACAUUCCGGGGCCACAACUAGAUCAGCCACAAGAUUAGAGGCUCAAAGAAAGCAGCCCAGCAAGCCAACCACACGUGCAACUUCUAAAGGCAGCAGUCCAAGUUCAGUUUCUCCUAGAAAACGACAGAACCUAGCAGCAAAAAAAAGAUCUCCAAGUGAUACAAAAAUUAAUAAAUCUCCUCCAUUGACACAGUUAAAGGUGCCGUCUACCAAGCGUAAAAGGGAAGACAGCCCAACAGUGGUACGGAAAAAAGGCCAGCAGAAAACAGAGGAGACACCAGUCAAGAAAGCAAAACGAUAAUCUUUACCAGCUAGUGCGGUUCAUGGAAGAGUCAAAAGAAAAAAAAACAUCUGUGCUUCUAUUUUUUUUUUUUUUUAAAGCAAAGGGAUUUGCACGUGCUUGUUUCAGAGCUCUGAGUUAAUCAAUGCAGUACUUUUAAGUUACAUUUUAAACAGCUUUAUAAACUAUUGUUUAUACAGAAUAUUAUGUACAUUUAUUUCAGAUGAAAAAUAAGUUUACUUUGUAUCUGAAUGAAAAACAAAGUAGUUAUAUAUUUUAUCACUGACUUGGAAAGUUGGGGUUUCCCAAUGCGACAUGCUAAUGCAGAUGCUUCCAACCCAUGAGGCACCCCUGGGCCUACUAAUACACUUUGUAUAUAAACUUGUAAAAAUAGGUUGUAUUUUACUCUGUGUAUGAAUCUAAUCAAUGAUGGACACUUUAUUUAUUAUAUGGAAAGCAUUGGUCUGUAAACUUUAGUAUAUACCUUAGGUUUUUUUAAUUAUAUAUUUUACAUUCUAUGCAGAUGUCAGUAGGAAACUUCCCCUCCGCUCCCCCAGGGCUGUCUAAAACCUGAAGUUCUCUCAAAUAUGCUCAGACAGUUGGUAAAGUAUUUUUCUCGCAUGCAUUAAAGUAGUUUAGCAUAGUGAAAGGGACUUGGCUCCUUUCUGGUCACAUUUGUGACAAAGUAUAAAAUUUAAAAUGUAAUCUUACUAGAUUAUAUUUUCACUUGUGAAUUUACUACCAACCUCAAGAAAUAAAUAGUAUUAGGUUAGAUUUAUUCACAGUCAGCCAACAACACCUGGAAAUGAGAAGUUUUAUUUUGCAACUAAACACCUGUUCUUUCAGUAUUUGUCUUUUUCAACAGAGGGACCCAUUGAAUCAAAUGUCACUUCUCCUAACUAUAGAGCUUCAGCAUUUUAUGUUACAUUUUAUACACAGGUAUUAAAAAUAGAACCUGGUAUUAUUGCCAGAAUCUUUUUUUAAUGUAUAUUAACUCUGGUAAGAGCAAAUGUUCAAGUGAAGAUGUAUAUAAAGUUAAACUUUUCUUAUGAUCAAAUGUGUCUCUUGUUAUGAUGUGAUGAGUUGCCAAACAAUCUGAGAUUAUUUUAAGUGUUUUGUUGAUAUUCUGGUUUAUAAUUAAAAAGGAUUCGGGGGGGUUGGAAUUUUACUUUUCUUUUUUUCUUUUUUUCUCUUUUUCUUUUGUGAGGUUUUUUUGGACUUGUUGUAAGGCGGAUGUUUCCGUCAGAUAUUCUGCUUGGUUUCUUACUGAGAUUUUUAUAUAAAAAAUUAUAAAAUGUUUGC
This is a messenger RNA of Gymnogyps californianus (California condor), 10597 nucleotides long. RefSeq names its product biorientation of chromosomes in cell division 1 like 1 (gene BOD1L1). The coding region runs from base 203 to 9316 and encodes 3037 amino acids. The transcript is spliced from 25 exons. The record is from RefSeq and is a predicted model, not a curated record. Lineage: Eukaryota; Metazoa; Chordata; Aves; Accipitriformes; Cathartidae.